Aspergillus welwitschiae is the source of this 1647-nucleotide messenger RNA. RefSeq names its product Lactonase, 7-bladed beta-propeller-domain-containing protein. The record is from RefSeq and is a predicted model, not a curated record. NCBI's taxonomy places the organism in Eukaryota, Fungi, Ascomycota, Eurotiomycetes, Eurotiales, Aspergillaceae. The annotation marks the transcript as partial. The transcript is spliced from 3 exons. Gene Ontology annotation, molecular function: 6-phosphogluconolactonase activity; protein binding.
AAUCACCUCGUUUACCAAUCCCGCCGUGUCCAGACUCUCUCCUUCAACCAGGUCGUUGACAAAUUCCACCACGCAAUUCUUCAGCCAGAUCAACUGAACUCCGAUUACUUAUCAGUGAACAUUGUUCUUGCUGCAGAGAUACAGCUGAAUAUCCCUGUCACGAUGAAAAUCAGUGUUGUGCCCCUCCUUUUCGGAGCAACCUCCGCCGUUGCCUCCAGACUCUACGCUGCCUCGUAUGCAGGCACCGUGACCACCUUGUCCUUGUCCCAAUCCUCCAAGGGACAGUAUGAGUUGGAAACAGUCGCCCAGUCCACUGACUGUGGCACCAACCCGUCUUGGCUGAUGCUGGAUCACGACAACCGUGUCCUCUACUGCCUGGACGAAGCUGUUGACCUUGCCAACGGUACCCUGACCUCCUUUGCCAUCCGGCCCAAUGGCACUCUGUCCAAGGUGGUACAGCUGGAGACCAUCGCCGGCCCGGUCAUGUCGCAGUUCUACUCGGCCCCGGGAGUGCCACACCGCAAGUUCUUCGCCGUGGCUCAUUAUGAAGGAUCAGCUGUCACCAGCUAUUCCCUUGACCCCAUCAGUGGUGUCUUCAACCGCUCCCAAACCUUCACAUACACCCUACCGGCUCCCGGUCCCGUCGCGGACAGACAGGAUGCACCCCACUCCCACGGCGUCGUCGUCGACCCAACAGGACAAUUCGUCCUCGUCCCAGACCUCGGUGCUGAUUUGAUUCGCAUCUUCCACAUCAACCCCUCCACUGGACUUCUUGAACCUCAAGCUCCCCUCGUAGCAGCACCCGGUUCUGGUCCCCGCCACGGUGUCUUCUGGACACCCGCGGGCACCACAGCCAAGCAGGCCAAGCACGAAGAUGUCAUUUUCUACCUGACAUCGGAACUGAAAAACCACGUCACCGGCUACAGAGUGACAUAUCCAUCCAACGGAACCAUCUCCUUCACAGAGUUCUAUACCGCCAACUCCUACGGCGGUGCUGUCCCGCCCAACGGUUCCAAGGUCGCAGAAAUUGCCAUCUCACCCCAAAACAACCGUCUCGUCGUCAGCAACCGCGAUGACAACACCUUCGGCACCAACAACGAUUCCAUCGCCGUCUUCAACUGCGCCGAUGAGUCCGGCAGUCACCCUACCAACGUCACCUUCGGUGGUCUCUACCCCGCUUACGGGUCGUCGCCGCGCCAGUUCGAGAUGUCGGCGCGCAACGAGAUGAUUGCCGAGGCGUUGCAGAAUACCCAUGCGGUGGGUGUGACGAAGUGGAAUGGAAAGACCGGGAAGCCGGUGCCGCUUGUGGCGAAGAAGUCGCUAGUGGGUGAGGUGGUUUCUGUUGUUUGGGAUGAGUAGGUGAUACUAGCCUUAGCUGCUUAGCAUUUUGGUGCGUGUGUGAAUGCACUUAGUUGGAUGUAGUGUUUUGCGAGGAUGCUGCGGAGGAUACUACGCUUCUGUCGUUGACUGACGUUCUUUUAUUAUUGGAUGAGUCCUCAUUGUCUUGAUUAGAUGGAUAUGAGAUAUAGGAAUACGAAGGCCAGUCAAGGCCAACGAAGGCCUCUUGGCCAAAUGAAACUCUUAUACUACUGGCCAUUGCUCGUAAUCCAGCAUAGGUAUUUGUGGCUUCAGAAAACUCAACUAGAG